Plasmodium gallinaceum is the source of this 1107-nucleotide messenger RNA. Its product is annotated as DNA-damage inducible protein, putative. The transcript has a single exon. The coding region runs from base 1 to 1107 and encodes 368 amino acids. The record is from RefSeq and is a predicted model, not a curated record. Gene Ontology annotation, biological process: proteolysis. Lineage: Eukaryota; Apicomplexa; Aconoidasida; Haemosporida; Plasmodiidae. Gene Ontology annotation, molecular function: aspartic-type endopeptidase activity; protein binding.
AUGGUUUUUAUAACUAUAUCCGAUGAUAGUAAAAUAAUAACAAGUUUAGAUGUAUUAGAAGAAACGGAAAUAUCAACAAUUAUGAAUAUAAUCGAAAAUGAUUUUUCUAUAAGUAUGAAUAUAAAUGAAUUGACAUAUAAUGGAAAUGCAUUAAAUAAAUAUGAUACAAUAAAAAAAUUAAAUAUAAAAGAAGGAGAUUUGUUAUUUAUUCGAAAAAAACUAAGCUUAGAUUUAGAUUUAAUAAACAAUAAUACAAAUAAUCAAACGACAAAUAAUAAUAACUUGAAUAAUACAAAUAAAUUCAGCUUUAAUACAUUAUUAGAACAGUUUAAAGAAAUUCAGGAAAAUGAAUAUAUUAAAAAAGAAGCAGAAAAUUUGUUACAUUUAAAAAAUGAUAAAAGUAAGAUGUGUGUACUAGAAAUACAAGAUAAAAAAUUAUAUGAUGCUAUAAUUAAUGGAAACAUUGAAGAAAUAAAAAAAAUAUUAAAAGAAAAAUACGAAAAUGAGAAAAAAGAAAAAGAAAGAGAACAACAAAUGUAUGAAAAAGCAUUAAAAAAUCCAUUAUCAGAAGAUUCACAAAAAUACAUAUAUGAAAAUAUAUAUAAAAAUCAGAUAAACUCAAAUUUAGCUUUAGCUCAAGAGCAUUUUCCAGAAGCUUUUGGUGUAGUUUUUAUGUUAUAUAUUCCUGUAGAAAUUAACAAAAAAGUAGUUCAUGCUUUUGUUGAUUCAGGAGCACAAUCUAGUAUAAUGUCAAAAAAAUGUGCAGAAAAGUGUAACAUUUUAAGAUUAAUGGAUAAAAGAUUUACUGGUAUUGCUAAAGGAGUUGGUACAAAAACCAUUUUAGGAAAAAUUCAUAUGAUUGAUAUUAAAAUAGGAAAUCAUUUUUAUGCAGUUUCUUUAACUAUUAUUGAUGAGUAUGAUAUUGAAUUUAUUUUUGGAUUAGAUUUAUUAAAAAGACAUCAAUGCUCAAUUGACUUAAAACAAAAUGCUUUAAUCAUUGAUAAUGAUAAAAUUCCAUUUUUGUCAGAAAAAGACGUGAUUUCAAGAUCUUCUCAAAAUAUAGAUCUUGAUAUAACAAAAGAUGAAAUAAAUGAUUUUUAUAAAUAA